AUGGGCCAAGUCGAGAGGAAAAAUACAUGCAUCAUACAACUAAGGAAAGGAAAAGCAGACCUGAAACUCAAAACCCUAAAACGACUGGCCAGAAACAAUAUAGGGCCCGACCCAAGAGCCCAACAAACAGAAAAGUCCCCUAAUCCUAAUUGCACAAGCUCCCUCCUACAAACCACCACCGCCGUUGGCGCCCCCUGCAACCUCCUCCGCCGACAGACGCCAUGGACGCACCAAGAAGAGGGGGUGAAGCAACCACACCGGAUCGAGGGGGUGAAAGAACAACCGGAGCCAUCUCCGGCAAACCCUCGCCAGUCCAAACUCCUAGAACACCUCGAUCCCCACAAGCAUCGAGAUAGCCUUCAUGAAGAAUGGGCGGUCAAUGACAAAGCAAGAGGAAGAUCUUCUAUCUCCAAGAUCAUCAAACCAAGUCCAAAGCAGCGACCACAUCUCCGAAUCGCCAAGAUCUACAAGGCAAAGCAAGAAGGUGGACGAAAGGCAUGA
This is a messenger RNA of Linum tenue, 501 nucleotides long. The record is from the annotation of a GenBank genome assembly. Lineage: Eukaryota; Viridiplantae; Streptophyta; Magnoliopsida; Malpighiales; Linaceae.